Harmonia axyridis is the source of this 2027-nucleotide messenger RNA. Its product is annotated as lysine--tRNA ligase. Gene Ontology annotation, biological process: lysyl-tRNA aminoacylation. The record is from RefSeq and is a predicted model, not a curated record. Gene Ontology annotation, molecular function: ATP binding; tRNA binding; lysine-tRNA ligase activity. NCBI's taxonomy places the organism in Eukaryota, Metazoa, Arthropoda, Insecta, Coleoptera, Coccinellidae. The transcript has 5 exons. Gene Ontology annotation, cellular component: aminoacyl-tRNA synthetase multienzyme complex; mitochondrion; cytosol. Bases 193 to 1989 code for a protein of 598 amino acids.
CUUGAACAUCCUCUCUCCUCUCCUGCCUUGUUUGAAAAUUGGUAGCUUUGAGAUUAUUUGGAUAUAUUAACAAUGGGAGAUACAAAUAUUUCCAAGAAGUAAGUUUGCCGUUCAAAAACAGGAUAUCAUUCCUGUUGACCCUUUUCGAAAAUUAUUCUCUUUUAAGAUAGAAAGCUUGAAGUUAGGAUUAGCAUGCUUUCGUCAGCAAUACGAGUUUUAUUCAAACCAAAUUUAAGGAAACUUUCAAAUGAGAAGAUAAAUGCAUCAUAUUUUUGCAACAGUGAAUUAAAGCGCCGACAGAAGGCUAUAGAAAAACAGCAAAAACAAGCUCAGAAGGAAGCUGAAAAAUUGGCCAACCCCGUUGCUCAGGCUACUAAGCAAAAACCAAAGAAGGAAGAUGAAGAUAUUUCACCAAAUGAAUACUUCAAAUUACGUACUGGAGCAAUCCAAAAGCUCAAAACUGUCGGUGGUGAUAACCACCCUUAUCCCCAUAAAUUCCAUGUCUCCAUUUCCCUCCAGGAUUUUAUAGAAAAGUACUCGCAUUUGAAUGACGGAGAUGUAGUAGAAUCUGACAAUGUUAGCCUGGCUGGAAGAGUCCACGCUAUUCGUGAAUCAGGAGCUAAACUGAUAUUUUAUGACUUGAGGGCUGAGGGAACUAAAUUGCAAGUUAUGGCGACCGCGUCUUGUUAUGAAAAUGAGGAAAAGUUUCUGGAAGAUACAGAUAAAAUCCGCAGAGGGGACAUCAUCGGAGUCGAGGGUGUACCAACCAAGACGAAAAAAGGAGAGCUCUCUAUCCGACCUAAAACCAUCAAAUUACUGUCUCCUUGUCUUCAUAUGCUCCCUCAUCUACAUUAUGGUCUCAAAGACAAAGAAACAAGGUUCAGACAGAGGUAUUUGGAUCUCAUCAUGAACAACAGAGUUCGGGACAUCUUCAUCACUAGGACAAAAAUAAUCUCGUACGUCAGAAAAUUCCUAGACGGUAUGGGAUUUCUAGAAGUGGAAACACCCUUGAUGAACAUGAUUGCUGGGGGGGCAACCGCAAAACCUUUCAUCACCCAUCACAACGAGUUGAAUAUGGAUCUUUUCAUGAGAAUAGCGCCUGAGCUUUACCAUAAAAUGUUGGUGGUAGGCGGCUUGGACCGAGUUUACGAGAUCGGAAGACAAUUUAGGAACGAAGGCAUCGAUCUGACUCACAACCCAGAAUUUACAACCUGCGAGUUCUACAUGGCUUACGCUGAUUACAACGAUCUUAUGUCAAUAACUGAAACCAUGAUUUCCGGUAUGGUACACAGUAUCCAUGGAACAUACAAGGUGAAAUACCAUCCUGACGGAUUGGAAGGCGAAGAAGUCGAACUAGACUUUACUCCUCCCUUCAAAAGGAUCGAUAUCAUGACCGGUCUAGAAGAAGUUUUGAAAGUUAAGAUACCCAAAGUAGCUUACGAGUCUGAAGAGAUGAAUAAGUUCCUGAUGGAACAGAUUAAGAAGAAUAACAUUGAUUUUACCCCUCCACACACUAACGCUAGGGCUUUCGAUAAACUGAUCGGCGAAUUUUUAGAGGUGAAAUGCGUCAAUCCGACAUUCAUAAUUGGGCAUCCUCAGGUGAUGAGCCCUCUGGCCAAAUAUCACAGGUCCGUUCCAGGUCUGACGGAAAGGUUCGAACUUUUCGUGGCUAAGAAAGAAAUUUGUAAUGCGUACACCGAACUCAACGAUCCGAUGGUACAAAGGGAAAGAUUCGAGGAACAGGCGAAACAGAAGGCAGCGGGAGACGAUGAGAUUCAGUUGAUCGACGAAAACUUUUGCACGGCUUUGGAAUACGGUCUCCCUCCCACUGGUGGUUGGGGGCUUGGCGUAGAUCGCUUGACUAUGUUCCUUACCGAUAAUAACAAUAUUAAGGAGGUACUUCUAUUCCCAAUGAUGAAACCAGACGACCCAAACAAGCAUAACAAACCAGAAUCUAAUGGUCAAGUGGAGGAACCACAACAACAUUAGUUUUUUAAUGUUAAAACAAUAAAUUUCAUAUUUAUUCA